Molecule: messenger RNA, 1192 nt
Organism: Branchiostoma floridae (Florida lancelet)
Lineage: Eukaryota; Metazoa; Chordata; Leptocardii; Amphioxiformes; Branchiostomatidae
Product: rotatin-like
Exons: 8
Biological process (GO): centriole replication; ciliary basal body organization; centriole-centriole cohesion
Cellular component (GO): ciliary basal body; centrosome; centriole
Source: RefSeq, a predicted model, not a curated record
GGCACAACCUUGAUGAGGAGAUCCAUCAUAAGACUUUUACAAGUUUCACAACUUUCCUCUCCAUCCCAGGGCAUGACCUUGAGGAGAUCCGUGUGCGGUCGCUGCUGAACAUCCUGAGCAAGCUGGAGCACGGGGUGGUGUGCGAGGCCGACCUGGUGCAGCAGCGCCCCCUGCUGAUCCGCCUGCUGGAGUGGUUCAACUUCCACUCCUGCCCGCUGCAGGAGGAGGUGCUGGGGCUGCUGCACAGGCUCGCACAGCACUCCUCAGCAGUAGAAAUCCUUGUCUCCCUCGGCGCGGUCGCGUUCCUGUCCCAGCUGAGGAAGGAUGUUCCAGCGGAGCUCCAACCAAUCACGGACCAGGUCUUGAACCAGCUGCUGAUGCUGCCCCCUUCUGGGCCUGAGGAGCACAGCAGGGAGUGUAUCUAUCAGCACAGGACGACGAAGUUUACUUCUCCACUCCUUACAGAAUCAGCUAUUCCGGCCAUGCAAGAAGACACAGAUCCCAAACAGCUGACAGCAGCAUCAGACUCGCUGAUGUCUCAGCAGAACAGCAGCCUCAUGACCAGCCAGACAGGUCAGCACGGACAGCUGCUGUACAUGGAGCCCAAGGUCGGGUACUUCCGCAGGGACAGCGGCAGCACAGCAACUCUCAUCGCAAACCUGGAACAGGAACAGCAGGAGCAGGGUGUGGCGACUGCAGGCCUGCCCGCCCCCACCUGUCUGAAGUUCUCCACCUUCCCCUGGCUGGCUCUCACUCCCACAGACAGACACGUCUUAGCUGCCACCAACAGGUCCCUGAACAGCGGGAACCCCCAGCUUGUGACCAGCUCCUGUGAGUUCCUCAGCAACGUGGUGUUCUACGACUUUCCUGCUGAAACCUUCCUGCAGAGGCCCGCCAUAGUCAAGACUCUGGUGUCCUUACUGAAGGUCACAGCUGAUGGAGGCCACGACCCUUCCCAGGGUGCAGUGCUGUGCCUGCGGAACCUUUGUGUCCACCUCCAGACCAGACUGGCCUUUUACCAGGACCCAGCACUCUACUGCCCCAGACAAGACUACCUGUCCCAGGCCAGCUCCACCGUUUCCACAGAGAUGAGCAGCCCCACCCCACAGUCCGACUCCCAGCUGUCUGCUCUGGAGGAGACUCCCGACAGGCCCAGAGGGGACGGAAGGGACAGGAACACACCGUCUUCAAC